CCGCUUCUACUCACUCACCCACUCAUACAGACACACUCCCAGAACAGACAGAGCUAGAAAGUGAGCAGGCAAAUAGGGAGAGAUCCAUUUCUGUUGGAGGCCCCGGGUUGCGGAGCAGAGGUCGGAGCGAGGAAAGAAUGUGCAGUCAGUACUACAAGCGCUGCAACACCACAGCAUACUGGCUGAGCUGGAAAAGGGUCUGAAACCCGAGAGGCAGCACCGUGUCGAGUGUCAGGCCUGGAAGGUGCCGGGAUGUAGAGGGGAGGACAGGGCAGGGGCGAAUGAUGGGAGGAAGAAAAAAUGAAAAGAGGCAAAAUGAGAGGUAGCGAAUCGCUGGAGUAGGAGAGGUGGAGUUGUGGAAAUUAGAAAGAGAAGAGGAGAGGAGCAUUUCCGAGAACCGUGGGACCUCAAUGUGGUGUUGGGUGUCCCGCCCUGAUUUCUGCCAGUUCCGGAUCGGGUUUCUUCUCCAAUCCGGCUCCGCUAAAGCCACAGAGAGAGACAUUUGCAGAGAGCACCAUGAAUGAGCUCCUGGGUUGGUACGGCUAUGACAAGGUGGACCUCCGAGAGUCUGAGGCCAAUGAGAUCAGAAACUACAGGGAGAGGCGACAGCAUGUGUCUGUGCUAAAAGAAAACUCAUUGCCAAAACCCAAAAGCCUGGACGCCAAAGUCAGCCACUCAGUCUUGGCCAUGAAAAGUGUAGAGAGGGACCCCUCCAGCAUCCCUUCCUCCUCACAAUCCUCUUCUUCAACAUGCUCUAUCCUGACCACCCCGAAGGAGCACAAGAAUGCCCCUGUCAUCGUCCCUCUCAUAAAGCCAUCAGCAGUGGAAGAUGUACAGAAUGUGCAAAUAGUAUGUGUUUGGUGCCAGAAGGAGGGGGUAAAGCGCUACUCACUGUGUAUGGGCUCAGAGCUAAAGAGCUUCUGCAGUGAGAAGUGUUUUGCUGCUUGCAGACGGGCUUACUUCAAGCGCAACAAGGCCAGGGAUGAAGACCUCCAUGUUGAGACAUCCCCUCAGCACCCCCAUCCAGAGGACUCACCCAGAUUAGUGUUGAAGAUAAACACUAAUGUCAGAUCUCUCUCACCUGUACCACAGGUCUGUGACUGGUGCAAACAUGUUCGCCACACAAAAGAGUACCUGGACUUUGGAUCUGGUGAGGAGCGUCUUCAGUUUUGCAGCAUCAAAUGUCUCAACCAGUACAAGAUGGAUGUUUUCUAUCGAGAAGCCCGCGCAGCUCUCACCAGCACUAGUUCCAGUCCAAACAGAACCAGCCAGGAUGUGAGAGUAGACAGCAGCAUAUCAGCUCAAAACCUACUUACUCCUGAGUCCUGGAACAGCAGCACCAGCACUACAGGGGAAGCACGUAAUCAAAACCUCUCACCCAAAGGGCCGGCGCUUAUCCAUGGACCAUUGGAGUCUACAUCUGUGUCAUCCUCAGAUGUACCAUCACCUUCUUCAUCAUCUUUAAAGGUCACAGUUUCAGGGCUUAAGAACAUGGAGAGAUCCAUUCAGCCAUCCCUACCUACUAUGGAUGUGCCAUCUCAUCCAUCUCCUAUUCCUCCUCCACCUCCUCUUCGUCCCUCUCUGGAUCAAAAGCCAUUACCUCAACUCCCUAUUCCCUUCAUCAGACCCCCUCUUCAUGCUCAGGGACUAAAAAGUCCCCUUGCCAAUCCCCCCAGACAUGUUGGUCCCCCUUCCAGUCCUAUUCACAGACCCCCACAUUCUCCUCUUCUGCAGCCCCCUACCUCUUCUUCAAUGAAUCCCCCAGGAUUUGUGCAUCAGUUCCCUGGAGCCUAUUUCCCUGGAUUACACUCACCUCCUCUAAACUUCAUGCCAAGAGGACCUGUCCCAGUCCCUCCAAUAAUGAACUAUGGUAUCCCCUCUUUUAGUCCUCUUUUACCCCAUCCCACUGUCCUGGUGCCUUAUCCUAUUAUUGUUCCAUUACCUGUCCCCAUACCUAUUCCAAUUCCCAUUCCAGUCCCUCCUAAAGCCGCUGUUGAAAUGCCAAAUCAUGGUGGAGUUAUCCAACCUGUGCCAGAAGGUGUAGAUAGGGGUAGAUCUAGGACUACUAAGUCUGCAUCUCCUGAAAUCUCUGAAGAUGUAAGCAGAGUGGAGGGAAAACAAAUAGAGGCGAACAUUUCCCAAAGCAUGACCUCACCAACUGAACCCAGCCCAAAGGACAUAGAUUGGGUUAAAUCAGAAAGGCAGUUUUUGUCUCCGUUAACAACACCACAAACCAAAACACCCUCCCCCAAAUCACAAUGUACUGAAUUACCCUGCCCAACCAAAACCUCUGAGAGACUGAUAGACUAUAAAAACAUACAUCAGCAGACAGAGCGCCAAGUCAUUCAAAGGGUUCUCCAGAGGACCCAAGUGAAGUUAGAGCCUAAUGCCAAUGGAAUGGUGGAUCCCACAGCACUGGUAGAGUCUGGACCUAGUCAGUUUAACAGAUCAGGCUUCCAUAAUAUCAUCAGACCAAACCUUAAUCUUUCACAGUCACCUUCUGAUGACUUCCCAACACCCGAUCCCCUUACUCCUCCUUCAAACAGUCCAUCUAGCCCCAUGGAGAGCAGCCAUUCACAUAAUACCAAGUCCUCUACCCAGGACCAUCCCCAAAAUGGUACAUCAUCCUCCCCUAAACCGUCAAGUUUGGACACCUCAGUACCCCAGAAGUUACCAGCAACAAUCCAGGAUCCUGCACUUAGUGAACUUGAAGCUAUCAAAGAAAACAAGUGUUCUGUUGUAAGCAGAGUGCUGGUUGAAAGUCCAGUUGUUCAGUUAGAAGGACCCUUGACAGUAAGUGGGGGAGUAGGGGAGGAUUCCCAUGUUCCAGAUGAGGACCACGCUUAUGCCCUUCCCACAGUACCAAAGACAGGUGGGACCACACCCCCAUUACUCUUACCCAAGCUCAGGGACAAAGUUAGCUUGCGGAGUCCUGCUAAUAUGCCCACCGCAGUGGAGAUGGAGCCAGCCCUGAAGAGGCGAUGCCUUAGGAUCCGAGAUCAGAAUAAAUAGAGAAGAGAGACUCCCUAUUUGACUUUGUCCAGCAGUGCCAUGUCAAGUACCAUGCCAUCAAGUGGACAACACCAGAGCUAGCAGUCCUGCCUGCCAGCCUCUCCCUCUGCCCGCCAGACCAGCAGGGUGCAAACCCAGGAAGCUGUCCAGAUGGCCAAGACAUCACAAGUCAACAACGUGGAAGAACACACAACUUAGUCACACAUAUUUUUUUUUUCCUUGGACCAAAAUGUAUCACAGGCUUGCGUGUUGCAUCGAGCUGACUGAAAGCUUGAAAGGGAUCUUCAUCCUGUCUGACAUUGCCCUCAAGCGUUUAUAUGUGCACAAGUUAGUUUGACUACCCAGAUGCGCUCCUCCUCCUACUCUCUUUACUCCACGCAGCAGACAGCACUCUGAUCAGCCUUGUGUGGUCUUCUCAGAUGAAGGCUGAACAUGAUCUCUUUCCAGGGGAAACGGUUUGUUUUCUCUGCCCCGCUUGCACAAAGAGCCACAUUGUUUCUCUCCUCAUAUCCCACGCUGACUCCCCACUCCAGGUUUUGAGUUACCUGGUCGAUCGUGGCUCAAACUUCAGGAGCGGGUUUUUUUUUUUCUUUCUAUUUUUUUUGAGUAAAAGCCAGGAAUAUAGUAUAGCCUUUUCUUUUUCGUCUAUCCACCCAAUAUAAAUACAAGACCUGCUAAACUCUCUCAGUUCUGAGAUUUUAAGAUUUGCCAGCCUGUUUGCUUCUUCUGAAAAAAAUGAGAGAAAUCUGCUGAGGUGAAAACUUGAGCAAGUUUCUCCAAAUGGUCCGAGAGUUGGGAUAAAGAAUUCCUGAGGAAACAUAAACUAAACCCAAUGUAUGGGGAUGCACUUACCAGUGCACAGUAGCUUUGAUAGUCUUUGAUUCUGGAUCAUCAUAAUGAUGCUGGUACACAUUGGUCCCUAUUUCCUUUCCUUAUCUACAGUUUCAGAACGACUUGUAGCACUGAGUGCCAUGCAUACUUGAUGUCUCCUGACAGGGUAACCGAUUCCAAUAUUUUGCUCUUAUCUGAAAAUUUUGUAAAGAAAGAUCAGCCUUUUAAUAUUACCAGUUGAGGUAUUACACUCCAAAGCAUCAAAUGCUGUAGCAAACAGUGAUCAGUAUUAUAGUUGCCGCAGUUGGGGACUCAUUGAUUCAAACAGAUCACUUUGAGGCUUGUCAACACUUCAUUUUGUAGUUGUACUCUGCACAGGUACAAUUUGAUUUUAUAUUAAGUUAUAGAAGAUGCAUAAGUAACUUUUUAUUAAAUGCAUUUUUUCUGUAUUUGUAUUUUUAUUUGAAUAUAUUAUGUGCCUGAAACCCUGUUGUGUACUUUAAUGUUAUUAUGUUGAUGAACCCCCAGUAGAGGGCAGUGUUUGCCUUUUUUUUUUUUUUUUUUACCUUGCACAAGGGUACCUAGAGUCCCUUUUGCAGUCUGUAGAAAUUAUUGCUAUUUUACUAAUACCCAAUGCCAAAUACAUACAGUUUGCAAUUUUUUUUCUCUUCAGUACCUAAUACUGCCAUCAGCACCCUUUCAAUGCUUUCUGAUAAGGUACAAUGGACAAUUCACUCACUUUUAACUUUACCACAAUAUCAUGGUACAACCACUAGUCUACUUAGUGAGUCUUGUAUAUGAUUGGGGGGGGAAAUAACCACCUUUUUCCAAAUUGCUGCUCUAAGGUGCUUUUGGGGUUAUGUUUAUCAACCUUGUUUGGUAGACACUGACCUUUCUGCCAAUUCUUUGGGUAAAAGUUAAGAAAUUAAAAUCUUUUACAAAUAGAAAUCUGGUAGAGAAUAUAUACUACAGGUCACCACAAACUCACCAUUCAUGCCUAAGGUAUGAUGGUGGCAGGGUAAAGCUUUGUUUCGUUAAACCAAGACAAGGAAUACUGUUUGAAAUCAUGUGAGGAUAGGUCGAUGUUUGGGGAAGAUUCCUUAGGAGUUGUAAAAAAAAAAAAAAAAUGGAGACGGGUUAUAUCACCUCAAAGACAUUGUGGCCUUCAACCCUAAGAUUGAGUGCAUAUGUAGGCACGCCAACAGAUGCAGUAUAUUUCUGUUUUUCUGUCCAUCCUAGGGCACCUCCACCUCAUGCCAUAAUGACAAAGUCAUCCUUAGCUCCAGUAAGGAAACUUUGUCAACAGUCUCUGUGAGUCCUUGGUGACAUCACUUCUAACAAACAGCUGCACUGUAAACAACCGCUUCCCCAACCUGAUGCCAAAACAGUUGCAGUUGCAUCUUGUAUUAUCCUGUAGUUCCUUUUUUUAAAUUAUUUAAAUUUGGACACAAUCCAGAAAUGUGCUGUCUUUGUAGCCUGGCCUAUAUUCUGAUCUGCAGUCGCCAUUCAGUCUGGUGAAAAUCCUGCCAUCUUCUUUGUACUGAAUAUGUAUGUAACUCAGAUCUAUUUGUAAAGUAAAACAAAUAAAAGUUAUUCUGA
Molecule: messenger RNA, 5442 nt
Organism: Cyprinodon variegatus (sheepshead minnow)
Lineage: Eukaryota; Metazoa; Chordata; Actinopteri; Cyprinodontiformes; Cyprinodontidae
Product: sine oculis-binding protein homolog
Exons: 7
Coding region: 517-3012 (831 amino acids)
Biological process (GO): animal organ development
Cellular component (GO): nucleus
Source: RefSeq, a predicted model, not a curated record